CGCAGGUCAGCGCGUCGCGACGACCGGGAGCCUAAGGGAUCCAAGGGGUGCGGAGCUGUGGGCGGUGAAGAGCGGAUUCUCUUAGAGGGUCACUGGUAGGGGACUUCCCGAGGUCCUGUCCCCAGGCUGCAGUGACUGGGCUUUCACUGGAGUGGAAGGUGCUGGAAGGUAGACCGGCUACCAUGUCCACAUUCAGGCAGGAAGAUGUGGAAGACCAUUAUGAGAUGGGGGAAGAGCUGGGCAGUGGCCAGUUUGCAAUUGUGAGGAAAUGCCGGCAGAAGGGCACUGGGAAGGAGUACGCAGCCAAGUUCAUCAAGAAGCGCCGCCUCUCAUCCAGCCGACGGGGAGUCAGCCGGGAGGAGAUUGAGCGGGAGGUGAACAUCCUGCGUGAGAUCCGGCACCCCAACAUCAUCACACUACAUGACAUCUUUGAGAACAAGACUGACGUGGUGCUGAUCCUGGAGCUGGUCUCCGGUGGGGAACUCUUUGAUUUCCUGGCUGAGAAGGAGUCGCUGACGGAGGACGAGGCCACUCAGUUCCUUAAACAGAUCCUGGAUGGUGUCCACUACCUACACUCCAAGCGCAUUGCCCACUUUGACCUUAAGCCAGAAAACAUCAUGCUCCUGGAUAAGAAUGUGCCCAACCCACGGAUCAAGCUCAUUGACUUUGGCAUCGCUCACAAGAUUGAAGCCGGGAAUGAGUUCAAAAACAUCUUUGGCACCCCAGAGUUUGUGGCUCCCGAGAUUGUCAACUAUGAACCCCUAGGUCUGGAGGCGGACAUGUGGAGCAUUGGUGUCAUCACCUACAUCCUUUUGAGUGGCGCAUCCCCAUUCCUGGGUGAGACCAAGCAGGAGACCCUGACCAACAUCUCUGCCGUGAACUAUGACUUCGACGAGGAGUACUUUAGCAACACCAGCGAGCUGGCCAAGGACUUUAUCCGCCGACUGCUUGUCAAGGACCCCAAGAGGAGAAUGACUAUCUCCCAGAGCCUGGAGCAUUCCUGGAUCAAGGCGAUCAGGCGGCGGAAUGUGCGGCGGGAGGACAGUGGCCGGAAACCGGAGCGCCGGCGCCUGAAGACAGCCCGCCUCAAGGAGUACACCAUCAAGUCACAUUCAAGCAUGCCGCCCAACAACACCUACAUCAACUUCGAGCGCUUCUCCAAAGUGCUGGAGGAGGUGGCAGCAGCUGAGGAGGGCCUGCGUGGGCUGGAACACAGCCGGCGGCUCUUCCAUGAGGACAUUGAGGCGCUGACGGCCAUCUACGAGGAGAAGGAGGCCUGGUACAGGGAGGAGAACGAGAGCAUUGGGCAGGACCUACGGCAGCUGCGGCAGGAGCUGCACAAGACCGAGGCACUCCAGCGGCAGGCCCAGGAGGAGGCCAAGGGUGCGCUGCUAGGAGCCAGCCGGCUCAAGCGCCGAUUCAGCCGCCUUGAGAACCGCUACGAGGCUCUGGCCAAGCAGGUGGCCUCCGAGAUGCGGUUUGUGCAGGAUCUGGUGCGCGCUAUGGAGCAGGAGAAGCUACAGGGGGUGGACUGUGGCCUUCGCUAGGGCCACGUGGGGGGUGGGCCCAGAGGGUUCUGGUGGUGGGUGUCCCCUUGAUAGCCCUGGAGCCAGGCCCCUCUGUCACCCUUAUCUGGCCCUAGAGAGUUUCCAGGCUGGGGCUGAGGUGGGAAGAGGCUGGACUGGAAUGUGCCUCAGGGGGCCCAGGGAUUCCCUGCUGAGGGGAGGGGCUUAGCUGGCUCCUCCCCAGGAAGACUAUGUAGAUCUGGGCCCCCUCUGUGCAGCCUGUCUUCCCCUGGCUUAGCCUCCCCUGCACACACACACCUCUCUCUCUCUCUCUUUCAUUCUCGAAACAACAACUGGGGUGGGGGCUUCUGGGAUAGUGCCAUCUCUGGAACUCUGUGAACUCUCUGCGAGGGGUUGGUACCUCUAAGAUGGACUGGCCAUGGUGGACACAGAUGCUUUACACCUGGCCCAGUGGCAGGGUGGCAGCCUUCAUGUUCCUGGUUAGGGGGCUGCAGGGCAUUCAGAGUACAGGGAGCAGGGCCUGGUCACCACCUUCAGGAACUCCCUGCCCAUCCAAGCACAUAUAGCCUCAGAGAGGGUUUCUGAGAGCCCCUGCAUGCCCCAGGGCUCAGAAUUGGAGGGGCCUCUGCUGGACACCCCAGCCCCUCUCCCAGAGAUGGGAGGUGGCUCCUCCAGGAUCAGUGGUGGAGGGGGCCUCUGAGCCCUGCUCUCCCCACUCCCUUGCUGGGGCACCCCUGAACUGGGCACCAUGGCCAGAGCUGAGGAGACUACCUACCCCUUGAGGAAGUGCCAGUCUGGAGGUAGUAUGGGGGGUAGGAGGCCAUGUAGCUAAUAACUAAGUACGUUGCCCAGAUGCAGUAAAGGAAACAUCUGCAAAAACUGUCUCUCUUUCUUCCCCGAGGCCCAAGAAGUCCCUGGGCACUGGGUGAGGCAGGUCGUCGGGGGGCCAGGCAGCUGGGGACAGGAGUAAAGAGUCGUCAUCUACCCUGCAGCCCUCCCCAGUGCAGUAGGCUGUGGAGCCAUCUCCUCCUUCCACUCAUAAUGCCAGGUGCAGGCUUCUCAUGACACAUAGUUCCUGAAGGGCCAAGGCCACCAAUGGGGUCCCUCCCCUGCCUCGGUUCCUGGCCCUGUCCCACCAAUCCCUGCCUUGUUCCCUUCUCCAGUGCUGCCUUUUGAACUGUUAGGGCCCAUAUAGGGUAGUUACAAAAGGCUCAUGGGCCCAGUGUCCCCCUCCCCAGAGAGCCCUAGGAUUCCUUAGCCACCCCCCACCCACCCCAGAUUCUGUGCUAUUCUGUGCAGGGAGAAGCCCAUUUGACCUAGUGCAUCUGCCAAGAACCCUCAGGAGCGCUGCUCUAGACUAGUGGGAUUGAAAAGGGGGUUGCAGUGGGUAGUGCUGCUAUGUGCCACUAGGUGCUGCCCUUGAGCAGGAUCUUGUGCCCCCUAAGAAAUUUCCCUAAGGUCCUGGCUUCAAUGAAACGUGAGUCCUUAGCUGGUGGCCACUCUGAGCCCAGAGAUCUUUGCUGCAGGUUGUAAGGUUAAAUGAGGGACACCU
Miniopterus natalensis is the source of this 3078-nucleotide messenger RNA. RefSeq names its product death associated protein kinase 3 (gene DAPK3). Gene Ontology annotation, cellular component: nucleus; cytoplasm. Gene Ontology annotation, biological process: positive regulation of apoptotic process; protein phosphorylation; intracellular signal transduction. Gene Ontology annotation, molecular function: protein serine/threonine kinase activity; ATP binding. The record is from RefSeq and is a predicted model, not a curated record. Lineage: Eukaryota; Metazoa; Chordata; Mammalia; Chiroptera; Miniopteridae.